AUGGCGACCACGCUUAGGAGGCGCAUCCCCCCAGAGGCCGAGCCUGCCGACGAUGAACCUUCGAACCGAACUGAUAGCCCGGCGCCCCAGCCAACGUCCCAUAUCCAUGUUAUCGAGCGCGGGCCCAAGAAGACGAAACGCCGCAAUACUUUCGUCUUCCUUCUCGGCAGUCUCUGCGGCAUCAUCGGCGCUGGCUUCUUUGCCUCGAGCAAUGACAUGCUCGAUUUCCCCGAGCUUGGGGACCUGAGCAUGGAUACUAUUCUCGACGCUGUCCCGGCCUCUCUCAUUUCCGACCUCAGGAGCUUCGUGCAAGGAGAGCGUGCUGCCGUCGACACAUAUGAUUCCUUCUCCGUUGGUCUCAAGUCCCGCGCCGAGGGCCUCCAAGCCCACCACCCCAUGAUCAUGGUGCCCGGCGUCAUUUCCACCGGUCUCGAGUCUUGGGGCACUGCCAACAUCUCGAGGCCAUAUUUCCGCAAGCGCCUCUGGGGCAGUUGGUCCAUGAUGCAGGCCCUCAUUCUCGACAAGGAGAUGUGGAAGCAGCACAUUAUGCUUGACAAGCAGACUGGUCUCGACCCUCCCGACAUCAAGCUCCGUGCGGCCCAAGGUUUCGAUGCCACCGACUUCUUCAUCACGGGCUACUGGAUCUGGAACAAGAUCUUCGAGAACCUGGCCACCAUCGGGUACGAUCCCACAAACUCCUUCACUGCCGCCUACGACUGGCGGCUGUCCUACCCCAACCUCGAGCGGAGAGACCAGUAUUUCACGAGGCUCAAAUCCUACAUCGAGACAGCCGUCGGGUUCGAGGGGACGAAAGUAGUUUUGGCAUCCCACAGCAUGGGCAGCCAGGUUGUCUUUUACUUCUUCCACUGGGUCCAGUCCGACCUUGGUGGUAAAGGCGGCCAGGACUGGGUGGAGCGACACAUCGAGUCGUGGAUCAAUAUCAGUGGCUGCAUGCUUGGCGCCGUCAAGGACCUCACAGCCGUCCUGUCCGGCGAGAUGCGCGAUACGGCACAGCUCAAUGCAUUUGCUAUUUACGGGCUCGAGAAGUUCCUGAGCAAGGAGGAGCGCGCCGAGCUGUUUCGCGCCAUGCCUGGCAUCUCCUCCAUGCUGCCCAUGGGGGGUGAUGCCGUCUGGGGCAACCAGACGUGGGCUCCGGACGACCAGCCUGGUCGUAACAUCUCAUUCGGCACACUUCUCAACUUCCGUGACUAUGGCGCCAACUGGACAUCACCAGACCGCAACUUCACCGUUGGUGAUUCACUCAACUACCUCUUCAACACCACUGAGGACUGGUACCAGAAUCAGGUCAAGUCUAGCUACUCGCACGGGGUUGCGCACACCAAGGCCGAGGUGGAAGCGAAUGAACUGAAUCCUGCCAAAUGGAUCAAUCCGCUUGAGACGAGGCUGCCCCUCGCGCCCAGCCUGAAGAUCUACUGCUUCUAUGGUUUUGGGAAGCCAACAGAGCGUGCCUACUACUACCGACCACCAGAACCUUCGGUCCUCACAAACCUAAACAUCACCAUUGACGUCGGCUUGACGGAGGGAGAGGUUGACCACGGGGUGGUCAUGGGUGAAGGUGAUGGGACUGUCAACUUGCUCAGCACAGGGUACAUGUGCAACCGUGGCUGGCAGAUGAAGAGGUACAACCCCGCUGGAGUUCAGGUGACAGUUGUAGAGAUGCCUCACGAGCCGGAGCGGUUCAGCCCCAGAGGAGGGCCCAAGACGGCGGAUCACGUUGACAUUCUGGGGAGGCAGAAUCUAAACGAGCUCAUUCUGAAGGUAGCGGCUGGCAAGGGCUCCACCAUUUCCAACUACGUUGCCAGCAACAUUCGCAAGUAUGCCGCUCGGGUCAAGAUCUACGAGGAGGGCGAGGAGGAUAGCCAAGAAACGGGCGGGGAGGGCGAGAGCGGCAGAUUAUAG
Clonostachys byssicola is the source of this 1920-nucleotide messenger RNA. The record is from the annotation of a GenBank genome assembly. NCBI's taxonomy places the organism in Eukaryota, Fungi, Ascomycota, Sordariomycetes, Hypocreales, Bionectriaceae.